Messenger RNA from Vanderwaltozyma polyspora DSM 70294, 945 nucleotides. It is a transcript of the gene CBF1, whose product is annotated as Cbf1p. The coding region runs from base 1 to 945 and encodes 314 amino acids. Gene Ontology annotation, molecular function: protein dimerization activity; DNA-binding transcription factor activity. The record is from RefSeq and is a predicted model, not a curated record. The transcript has a single exon. Gene Ontology annotation, cellular component: nucleus. NCBI's taxonomy places the organism in Eukaryota, Fungi, Ascomycota, Saccharomycetes, Saccharomycetales, Saccharomycetaceae.
AUGCAGAAAAGACACCGUGAGUUCGACGAUGCUAAUGUGAAACGCCAUAAACAAGAAAUAAUGGACGAAGGUAAUAUCGAUGAGGCUUUGUUGAAUGAAAACAACAACGAUGGCACCGCAGUUGCUGCUGCUGUGGCUGCUGCUGCCACCGCUGCCACCGAGGCCAAUACUAAUUCAAAUUAUGAUGACGACGAUGAGGAAGAUGUCAGAAAACACAAUCGUUCUCACGAGGAUAUCGACGACGACGAGGACAAAGAUCCAGACCAUGUUCCAGAAGAUGGUGAUGGUGACGCUGAAGAAGAAGAGGAUGAUGCCGAGGGCCGUGGCGGUAAUAACAAACGUCGUCACAAAUCCGAAGAGGCUGGGGAUGAGAAAAAUCUUGGUUCUAACGAUGACGAUGAGACCAGAUCAAAUAGAGAACAAGAAGAGGAAGAACAGCACCAAGCUGAACAUGAUCACGAUCACGAUCACGAUCAUAACAAUGACAUUGCUAGCCAAAACGAAGGUGACGAGGCUAAUGCAGAUGAGUCCGGCAACGGUUCAGAUACGGGAGGAAAUAGUGUCUCUGCUCUGGUGAGAAGAGCCAAGAAAGCUACCCCAGCUACUGGAUCCGCUGAAUGGAAACAACAGCGCAAGGACUCCCACAAGGAAGUCGAACGUAGACGUCGUGAGAAUAUCAACAUGGCUAUUAAUAAAUUAAGUGAUUUGUUGCCUGUCAAAGAGAGUAGCAAGGCCGCAAUUUUAUCAAGAGCUGCAGAAUAUAUUCAAAAACUAAAAGAAACAGAAAAUGCAAAUAUCGAAAAGUGGACUUUGCAGAAAUUAUUAAGUGAACAAAACGCCUCACAAUUGACAAGUGCCAAUGAAAAAUUACAAGAAGAACUUGGCAAUGCUUACAAAGAGAUCGAGGUCUUGAAGACCAAAGUCAAAGAAUUCGAAGAUAAAUGA